This is a messenger RNA of Ceraceosorus bombacis, 1640 nucleotides long. The record is from the annotation of a GenBank genome assembly. Lineage: Eukaryota; Fungi; Basidiomycota; Exobasidiomycetes; Ceraceosorales; Ceraceosoraceae.
AUGGAAGCGGACAAUCAUCUGCAGAUUGUCUUGUCACCUCCGCUCAGAGAAGAGCUUGGGAGCAGACUUAGUCCGGGCGCAUCACUGGAGAUUGAAGGAGCCCUGUGCGAGGUCAAGAAGAAGGAUGGAAGGGCGAUCGGAGGCGAUGAGAUAGAAUUGAGAGCUACCUCUGCCCGCGUAGUAGCAGUUUGUGACUCUGCUGUGAGUUUUCAUUCUGCGUACACGCCACUUUUAUGCACAUGCGAUAGCCUAUGUAAGAGCGACGAGCGCUCACAUCCAGCUACGGAUCACAGUCUUAUCCAGUGCCACUCCAAAGCGAGAACAAUCCGACUGACAAUCUGCGAGCGCACGCCCAUCUUCGUUCUCGGGACAUGAGGCACGCAGCACUGCUUCGGUCCCGAGAUGCUCUCGAGCGAGGCCUCGCUGACUACUUUGCGAGAAACGAGUUCAUCAAAGUCACCACUCCGAUCAUCACCUCUUCGGACUGUGAAGGUGCCGGAGAAGUGUUUCAGAUUGUUGCUGACUCAGAUCUGAGAAAGCCGGAUCAGCCGAAGGCUGGCCCUGCAGAACUCUCACCAGCGGAGAAUGGCGUGAAUUACGAGCAUUCGACCAACGCAGAACCAUCAGAGACGACCACAUCGGACAGGCAACUGCAAGCCUUUUGGUCCGGUCAACCAGCAUAUCUGAGCGUCUCGGCGCAAUUACACCUAGAAGCCAUUAUGCACGGACUGAAUCGGAUCUGGACGCUAUCACCGGCUUUCAGAGCGGAAGGAAGCGCUACGAACCGUCACCUGGCCGAAUUUUGGAUGGCGGAGGCGGAGAUGGUCACCUCAGAUGAUCCUCGAGUGGCGCUGGAGGAAGUCAUGACGAUCGUGGAAGGAUGCAUUAAAACAGCGAGCUACUCUCUCUUUGGCGCUGACUGGCAAAUUCCUUCAACUUGGGCGAAGGGAAGUGACAGAGCUGAGGACGUCAACUGGUUAAUAGGAGCCACUCCAGCAAAGGAAUAUCGAAAACUGGACUGGAACAAUUGGGAAGACAAACAAAUUCUAAAAGACCUCAUGCCCAUAGAUCCUCACAGCGCUGUGAAUUACACCUUACUCGAAGAGACUUGGAAACGAAUGACGUAUUCGCAAGCCAUUACGCAACUGCGGCAAAUUCAUGAAGACGAAGAAGAGUUCGACAUCGAGCCAAUCGCCGGUCAGCCUCUGGCCACGGAGCACGAAGCAGCGUUGGCAGAGGAUGGCCCUGUUUUCAUCACGCACUAUCCGGCUCACAGCAAGCCAUUUUACAUGCGCGCCUCUACGGGUGCUCCGUCCAGCGAUCAGGAGGGAAGCGAAGGCUACACAGGACCGACUGUGGACUGUUUCGACCUGCUAGUCCCUGGGAUGGGCGAGCUGGUAGGAGGGAGCCUUCGAGAGACACGCCCAGAAGUCAUUCAAGGAAAGCUGAGUUCCUUAGGCUGGAGCGAGAAGGCUAAGAAGCAGAUGGAAUGGUAUGCUUCGGAUUUGAGAAGAUUCGGCACCGCUCCCCAUGGCGGAUUCGGGUUGGGGAUGGAAAGGCUACUCAGUUGGCUCACCGAUACGUCAAACCUCAAGGACUGUGUCACCUUCCCUAGAGUCAAGGGACGUGUACGAUAUUGA